AGUUUACAAAGUUCAAAUUUUUUUAAUAUUGUAAUAUGUAAUAUUAAACAUUUAUAAUGUUUACUAAUAUAAUUAAUAAGUCAAUUUUAAGUCAUUACAAGCAAAAUCAAAAUUUAUGUGCUGGACUACGUAAUUUUGCACCCGAAUAUAGGACAACUUUGGCGCCACACACGUGUAGAAAUUUUUGUGCCUUAUUUUCUUCGCAUGGGAAACCAAUUCGUUUAGUUAAUAAGAAUAAUAAUAGUAAAAAUCAAUAUUAUAAAUACUCAAAUAGUGCUGGUAUGAAGGACUAUAAACAAUUUUGCUUUAACGAUUAUGACGUCAUUGGCUUCGAUUUAGAUGCAACUUUGCUGCGCUACAAUUUAAGUGAGAUGCUUCCGCUCGAGUACGAAUGUCUGAGGCAUUUUCUAGUGGAUGUAAAAAAGUAUCCUAAAAUAUUAUUAAAGUGCAAAUUAAAUUGUGAGUUUCUACAAAAAGGACUAAUUUUAGAUGGCGAAAGGGGAAAUGUCUUAAAACUUGGCCAAGAAACAGAAAUACUUAGAGCUACUCAUGGUACGAAACUGCUAACCGAAGAAGAAAUAAUUAAUAUUUAUGGUGAAAAACGGCAAUGGAGUGUUGCAACAGAAUUUUUUCAAGACAUAGUGACUAACUGGAACGGUCCGCUUACCAAACAAUUCCGUAUGCUGCCUGAUUGCUUUGACACACCAGCGGCAAUGCUAUUUGCUCAAAUUAUUGAUUUCUUAGAUGACGAAGCAAAAACAGAAAACAAAUGCCCGCCAGAUGUAUAUAAUAUAUGGCCGGAUGUCCGAGAAUCUCUUAUGCAUACAUUUGCACGUGAAAACUUUUCCAAUGGACAAAGCCUAUAUUUUAAUGCACUACGUGCCGAACCUGAACGAUAUAUUUUACAUACCAGUGAUAAAGUAUUGCAAUGGUUAAAGACACUAAGAGCAUCAGGGAAGGCAGUAUUUUUGAUUACUGGUUCGAAUAUAGAUUUUGCAAAUUUUACUGCAUCUUAUGCGCUUGGCAAUGAUUGGCAAAAAUUAUUUGAUUCUGUAGUUUGUUACGCCAGGAAGCCUAUUUUUUUUACAUCUGAACGACCCUAUCUAAAAGUUAAAGACUUGGAUGAGGUGGCUGGUAGUGAAAUCAGUACAGAUGCAGAAAUAUCUUUAAAUACAGUCUACUCCCAAGGCAACUGGUUGCAGCUCAAAGCAGCCUUAGCUAAAAAGCUUUGCAAAAGUCCGGAUGAAGUACGGUGCCUUUAUAUGGGCGACAAUUUCGCACAAGAUGUAUAUGCUCCAACAGCAAUAAAAAGUUGUAACAUAGAUACCAUUGGUUUAUCUGAAGAACUCUUAGUCGAAGAUAACUAUACUAGUUGGAAUUACGAAUAUAGCAAUGUUUUACAAUCUGCAUUUUGGGGUUCAUAUUUUUGUACGGAUAAACCAACAUAUUGGUCGAGUAUAAUCAAGAAAUAUGCAAAAUUAUGUGUACCUUUAAUCGAUACUAUCGCUGAUUCUGAUUUAAAUAGAGUAUUCUGUUCUUAUAAUACUGACGGGUAUUUUCCUGAACCACCAUUAACACUUGAAAAACAAGUAAAAUGAACUAAGUACAUAUAACGAAGUGGUGAUAUAACAAAAAGUAUCAAUUAAAAGUUAUAAAAACACUUUAUUGUUUAUGUAUGUAUAAGUAAAUUAGCUCAAGUACAAAGUAAAAUUGUAAAAUCUCAUUUAUCAACGUUAUGCAAUAUUUUAACCGCACAAGUUAUAUUU
This is a messenger RNA of Teleopsis dalmanni, 1766 nucleotides long. RefSeq names its product 5'-nucleotidase domain-containing protein 1 (gene Nt5a). Gene Ontology annotation, molecular function: 5'-nucleotidase activity. The record is from RefSeq and is a predicted model, not a curated record. Bases 57 to 1598 code for a protein of 513 amino acids. The transcript has a single exon. Lineage: Eukaryota; Metazoa; Arthropoda; Insecta; Diptera; Diopsidae.